UGAAUGAAACGUCAGAGUGAUUAAAUUCAACAGAAAAAAGGAAGAAGGUGAAAAGAGGAAGUACUAAAUUUCCCUAAUCGAGAAACUUUCCUCGGUGUGGUCACACAGUUAUUUUCCUCCUACUUAGUCAACCAACAAACCCACAGCUAAACCUAAAAAAUAAUGUCUUUCUAGUCAUCUUGCCAAAUUCUGCCACCACACUGAAUCAUCUACUCUGCUUAGAAGGAAGUUAAUGAUACAAAAUUAAAAUUCAAUCAGCCAAAAUGCUAUCAGAGCCAAAUGGAAACAUCACUUCCUCAGUGUUGAACAUGACGACCCCGGCCCCUGGUGGUGGUGGUAGAGGCGGCGGCUGCCCACCGGUCGGUAUUCAACUAGAGGGUUUGAUCCUCCCUCCAGUCCUCGCCAUAGACGUGGUACUGGGGCUGCUGGGAAACAUCAUGGCCCUGUGGAUCUUCUGCUUUAAACUGAAGUCCUGGAACCCCAACAACCUGUUCCUCUUCAACCUGGUCAUCGCAGACUUCCUGGCUCUAGUGAGUCUGCCGCUGAGGAUUGAUGCCUUGCUCAGGGGCUACUGGGUGUUUGGAGACGGCCUGUGCCGGAUCAACCUCUUCCUGAUGUUUUCCAACCGCUCGGCCAGCAUCGCUCUCAUGACUGUGGUGGCAAUUUACCGCUACUUUAAGGUGGUCCACCCUCACCACCGGUUCAACCGUAUGACUAAACGUCAGGCUGUAUUCGUGUCACUGUUUGUCUGGCUGCUGGUGAUGAGCCCUCGGGUUCCCAUGCUGGCUUACAACCACAUCAAGGGCAGCGGUGACAAAACCCAGUGCUUCUUCUUCACCUCUUACAAAGAGGCAUUGCGGGCCAUCAUCAUCCUGGUCAGCAUGCACCGGAUCCUGACGGUGCUGGAGUUCUUCAUCCCGAUGGCCAUGCUGCUCUUCUGCUCCAUCCGGAUCUCCAGCUUCCUGAGGAAGCGACAGAUGGGAAAACCAGACAAGGUGCGAAAGGCAAUGCGAGUGUGCAUUGCCAUCGUCGCAGUGUUCAUGGUGUGCUUCUUACCCACCACGGUGACGACCAUCGGGUUGUGGGUCAACCGCUCGUACUUCCCGUCGGACUGCGCCACCUUCUACACCUUCACCCAGCUCACCAUCGUGUCUCUGGGGCUGAACUUCUUGAACUCGGCCCUAGACCCCAUCGUCUACGUCUUCUCCAGCUCCAUGUUCAGGAAGGCCCUGUGCAACUCGUUGCCCCGCGCCCUGCGCUGCAGACAGGAUGCAGGCAACCAGGAGAACGCAGCAUCCUCGUCAGGAACUCAGUCCACCACCCAGCAGGAACUCAAGUCCAUGAGAGCUGACAGAGGCAGCAAAGACAUGGAAUGAGCUUCUCCUAAAAUAAUGACUGUAGAAAACGUCUCAUCUUGUUAUUGAUUUGUGUAUUUUACAGAGUUAUAUCUGUUUUUGUGUUUUUGAUUAGGGAUGCACCGAUCCGAUAUCUGGAUCGAAUAUUGGCGCCGAUAUAAUCAAAAUAGAUGUAUCAGGUAUCGGAAAAUGCAAUCUAUACCUGAGGCGAUCCUUUCCCUUUAAAUCUAUUGCGAUGUGAGCUAGGACAUACGUCAUGGAGCAAAGGAGAAAAUCUGCUGUGUGGAGGUAUUUCACACUAUUUCAACUGCUGUUGCACAAUUGUUUAUUUUUUAUUGUAUUGUAUUGGCUGAUACUCAAAGCCACAGCAUCGGGAUCGGUAUCGAAACUGAAAAAGCUGGAUCGGUGCAUCUCUAUUUUUGAUGCUGUUAAAGCUUUGUUUACAUCUGUGAUCUUUGUACAUUUUAUAUUAUGCUUUUAACUUUGCUUUAUUACUUUAGUAAGGACACAGAAAAAGGUCCAUAGCAUCCACAUCAAAUGAAAAAACAAUCAUCUAUGUGCAAAAGUAUGACAUAAUAAUAUAAUAUAUAUAUUAAAAAAACAAGAAAUGCCCAAGUUCAUAUAAAAAGACAAAUUCAAUAAACUGCGGCCACAAACAGGCUGAGAGCCAGUGGCCCCACAUUUGGCUGGCACUGCACCAUCAUGGAAGUUUUAGAAGCAGUCUCAUUCCAUCAUGAAAGGCCACAUUAAGUCUUUGCAUAUUGUUCUUCCUAUAGGAGCGCCACAAGUGGGCAGUAUACAGUGACGUACAAAAUGCUCCAUCUUCACAUUAACGGAACACAUGCUGAAUUUGCGAGCGAGCAUAUUCACUUGCACAUACAACCUGCGACACUGUCUGUGGAUAUCUUUGUCAUCAGAUAAAUCAUUGACAAUAUAAUGACCAAGAUAUUUAAUCUCAUUACAAACUUUAAGAGCAAGACUUCAGGAAAUUAUAAUUUUCUGUGUGGUCAUAAUUUUUUGGUACUGAUGUUUUGUAUUAGUCUGCAGUGAUCCGUCAGAUGUUCUCUCUCCUCCUCUCGGAGUGUGUGCAUUGAGUUGAGUGUGAUUGGAUGUUGCAAGGCAGGUGGUGUGUGCUGAUUGGGCUGUCCGAGGAGAUUGCUGUCACUGGAUUGGUCCACUGCAAGACAGAAGAUUUUUAAACCACCAGCUGAUCGAAGCUCUGCCCUCCUUUUCACUCUUCCACUACCAACAGAACCAGAACUUAGACUGUGAUUGUGAAACUGUUUGUGAGUACCUGCAGGCAAAACUUCUGAAUCUGGUAAACUAGUGGGUUUAUUCUGAUCUAGGAAAGUUAUUUGGUCAGUUUUGAGUAGACGGGUUAAUUAUUUAUUAUCAGAGUUAUUAGUGGAUUUUCUUGUAUUCUUUUGUUGAGCACUGUAAAUAGAGCACUUUAAGCAGAUUUAGUAAGAGUGAGAAGCCCUUUUUGUUUGGCACCGCCAUGUUCUCUUCUCUUGUUUUGAAUGGUAGAAGUUCAGGUUAGAAAAUUGUCUUUUGCUUCACUUUUUUUUUUUUUUGCAGGGUAAGUUUAGAGUUCAUUAGUAUAUUUUUGUUUGUUGUUUUGGGCACUGCUCAACUCUGAAGACGAAUAAACUGCUUUCUUUGUUGUUUAAAA
Epinephelus moara (kelp grouper) is the source of this 3027-nucleotide messenger RNA. RefSeq names its product hydroxycarboxylic acid receptor 2-like. The record is from RefSeq and is a predicted model, not a curated record. Bases 264 to 1376 code for a protein of 370 amino acids. Gene Ontology annotation, biological process: G protein-coupled receptor signaling pathway. Gene Ontology annotation, cellular component: membrane. Lineage: Eukaryota; Metazoa; Chordata; Actinopteri; Perciformes; Serranidae. The transcript has 3 exons. Gene Ontology annotation, molecular function: G protein-coupled receptor activity.